This is a messenger RNA of Penicillium psychrosexuale, 2733 nucleotides long. RefSeq names its product SH3 domain protein. NCBI's taxonomy places the organism in Eukaryota, Fungi, Ascomycota, Eurotiomycetes, Eurotiales, Aspergillaceae. Bases 1 to 2733 code for a protein of 910 amino acids. The transcript has 2 exons. The record is from RefSeq and is a predicted model, not a curated record. Gene Ontology annotation, biological process: protein ubiquitination; ubiquitin-dependent protein catabolic process; mitotic cell cycle checkpoint signaling. Gene Ontology annotation, cellular component: nucleus. Gene Ontology annotation, molecular function: protein binding; zinc ion binding; ubiquitin-protein transferase activity.
AUGUCUCAAGUUCAAAGUUCCGCGUUGGCGGAUCUUGAGAAAGAGCUGGUAUGCUCGAUUUGUACCGAGCUCCUCUACCAGCCCCUCACUCUCCUCGACUGCCUCCACACCUUCUGCGGAUCCUGCGUGAAAGAAUGGUUCUCCGCACAAGGGUCGCGUCGCUCCCAUGCCUCGCCUCGAUUUACCUGCCCGUCCUGUCGCACCGAAGUGCGCGACACCCGCCCAAAUGCCACCGUCACGACCCUGCUGGACAUGGUCCUGACCGCGCACCCCGAGCGUGCUAGAGCUGCAGAUGAAAAGGCGGAAAUUGCUACGAGGUACACACAAGGCGAGUCGGUGUUCCCGGCACUUCCUUCGGGCCGGGAGAGCGCGGAGGAUGGCGAGGACGAUAGACGCUUGCUGGAGGAUGUACGCGAGCUGAGUCUACGCGAAAGCCGGGCACAAGCUAGGCGCGAGGCCCGGCGAACGGGCCAGUCUUCGCGGACGCGCGAGAGGAGCACCCAUACCGAGGGAACUGCGGAGGACGCCCGGUCAAGGCGGAGGAGGGAUGAGGAUCCAACGCGGCAGCCACGUACGUUGCGGCCCGAUGAUUCGGACCGUGCCCGACGGGUUGAACAUCAAUCUAGUCUGCGAUCAUUAUUGAGUUUGUCGUCGGAUGCGGAGACUAUGGAGGAAGAGAUCUUGCGGCAAAUUCUCGAGGACGGAUUACUGGACAAUAUCAAUCUUGAGAAUCUUGGGCCGAGGCAGGAAGAGGAACUCAGUGAACGCAUCGCGGACGCUUACCGUCGGAGGCAUAUGCAAAGAUCGCAGUCUCGACAGCGACAGGAACAGGGAAGAGAACAGCGGCAAGAGCCUGACGGAGCUGCGCGAACACAUUCUCGGUCUCAGUCCGCCCAGCUGACGGAACCAAUGGCGACUCGAGAACAUAAUGGUAGACGCCCGCCACUUUCCAGACCGCAUCUGUUGGAUUCGGCUCCCGCGCGGCCGAGCACCGCGGGCCAUCCAGGUGCGCGCCGAAGGACCUCGCCCGUCCGAAUGAACCCGGCGUCUGCAUCGGAUGAAGCUAUAAGGCCUGCUGCUAGAUCCUCGAGUGAUAUCACUACGGAUCGCCACCUCUCUCAGGCUGGGCGCUUACGGUCGGGAUCAUCGUCAACCAGGCCGCGACGUGCUACAGAGUCAGAGCAGAAUAUUUCUAGAGCGUGGGUGGCCGGAGGACGAGAACGAAGCUCAUCCAGACCGACCACGAGCCAAUCAGCCACGAGCUUUCCCACUUUUAGCGCUGCGCCUUCUAAUUCAUUCCGUCAUACGAGUCACACCGAUCACACCCUUCCAGCAUUAUCCUCGCCCCUUGUUCCAGUCCGGUCAGACAGACGAACGAGACCAUCUUCGUCCCGAUCGAACGUUCCUGCAUCCCCCAUUGUACAAUACCCCGAACCAUCCAUCUCCUGUGACCGUUGCGGAAAGAACAACAUUCAAUAUAACCUGCACAAGACAUGCACAAGUUGUAAGGAAGGGAACUUCAACCUGUGUCUACAAUGUUACCGCGCGGGACGUGGCUGUCUUCGAUGGAGUGGAUUUGAUGCCUCCGCACACACGACCUUUCAACGAAUCAUAUCGUCGUCUACUCGACGCCCUUUACAAAUUAACGACUCCGGCCAUGACUUAUUGUGGUUCAAAUACCUGCGGCCCUCCGAGACUGCCCAUCAAACCGUGAGCGGGGAAACCAAAAUGACCAACGACAACCCAGCCCGCCGGCUACAAAGCGGUCUCUUCUGUGAUACGUGUCAAUCGUCGACAAACGAUUGUUUUUGGAAAUGCAGCCACUGCAACGAGGGAGACUGGGGUUUCUGUAACUCCUGCGUCAACCAAGGACGAUGCUGUACCCACGCCUUAUUGCCCAUCCGGCGCAUUACCAAUAGCCCAUCUCCCCCUGCACCGUCCCCCACAUCACCGGCUGGAUCAAAUACCCUCACGUCAUCCGAGAUCGAGAGCUUCAAAAUCCUCUCAUUCUCAACCAACUGCGAUAUCUGCACAUACCCAAUCCCAGCCUCAAACACCCGCUACCAUUGCUUGGAAUGCAAUAGCGGUGACUACGAUGUCUGUACAAACUGUUACCUCAAACUUGUGGCAACGGGCAAAAUCAACAAAGAGAACGGACACAACGGCUGGCGCCGCUGCCUCGCCGGCCACCGUAUGAUAGUAGUCGGCUUCGAAGACCACGAAGAAGGCCAGCGCCGCGUCGUGGUGCGCGAUCUCGUGGGUGGCCGCGCCCUGAAAGACGAGCACGUAGCACAAUCAAAAUCACAAUCACCAACUUCCCCAGCAUCGGGUUGCCCAGUCGCAUCCCCAGAGCUAGGAACCGGUGACUGGAGCUGGAAAGAAGGCCCCGAGCGCCGUAAGAAAGCAUCCCGUCUGCGCGCCGGACAUGCUCCUACAAACAGUAUCACCGGAAAUAAUUCCGAUCCCUCAAAUCCAGCACAUUCCAGUACCGCGAGUCCGGUUCAGGGCAUCCCGCCCUUCCGCCGCUUCCCGCCUGACGGUGGUGUCGGGCUCAUCGUCCACGCUCUGUGGUCCUGGUACCCAGAAGUCGAAGACGAGCUUGUUUUCCCGCGUGGUGCGCAUAUCACCGAGGCGGAGAAUAUCAAUGAUGAUUGGUUCUGGGGAUGCUAUGCUGGUCGGACGGGACUGUUUCCUGGUUCGCAUGUUGAAGUUAUUGGUGAGAUCCAUAGGUGA